Molecule: messenger RNA, 933 nt
Organism: Xyrichtys novacula (pearly razorfish)
Lineage: Eukaryota; Metazoa; Chordata; Actinopteri; Labriformes; Labridae
Source: the annotation of a GenBank genome assembly
AUGGAUAUGCAUGCCAACACCUCUUCCUCCGUGAAUCUCUCCACCACACCUCCCAACCUAUCCUCCCACAACUCCUCUCUCCAUCCCUUCCUCAGCAGCUGCUUCAACUCCCUGUCCGGCUGGCCCAUCUUCACUACUUUCACCAUUACCAACAUCCUCCUUCUCCUCCCUCUCUCCAUCUUCAUCCUCUACCUCGGUAUCAAGCAGUGGCGAAAACAGCGUGGCAGAGAAAGCAUGAAUCCUAUCGAUGUCUUCACCUACCACAUGGUCGGGAUGGAGCUAAUAGGCAUCUGCGGGUCUGUCAGUUGCUGUUGUGGCGCCUUUAUCGAUCACGGGGCACUGAUGUGGGUGGGCUGUAAUGCAUUCGCCAUCAACUCGUGUAUAAAAAUGUCCUUCCAUGUCCUCACCUGUGUAGAGCGCUAUGUGGCAGUUGUUCACCCCAUCACCUACAUGACCCUGAGUAAAUCAGGUGGGGUCAUGUUCAGAAACAUCAGCAUUGCUUGUGUUUGGAUAGUCUGUGCCGGACUGAUAGCUCUAAGACUUCUCCUCAAUCAAAACUUCACCAUGAUCCUGUUUUUCUGCAACUUGGUUUUCUCUUUGAUCGUCAUCUCCUUCUGCAGCCUAUCUGUCCUCCGUGUUCUAAUACGUCCAGGACCAGCAGCUGAAGGCCGGCAACAGGGGAAGGCUGACAAAUCAAAGCAAAGGGCUUUCAUCACAAUUACCGCCAUAAUGGCGGUGCUGCUGGUGAGGUUCGGAGGGAAUCUAGUUUGCAUGGCUUUGGCUAACUCAUCUGUGUUGAGUGUCAGUGCAAGCUGUGUGGUCAGGAUGAUGGGGAUCUGGUUCUGCCUCCCCAGCAGUUAUGUGCUACCGCUUCUGUUUCUUCACAGAGCUGAAAAACUUGUGUGCUUGAAAUACAAAUCUGAUUCCUCGUGA